GAAAAAAAAAUGAUAAUGAUCCUGUAACAAAAUUUAUUGGAUGUUCAAAAUGGAAUCCUCAUGAAAAACAUAUAUUUCAUAUAUUAAAUAAAAAUCAAAUUAAUAUUGACUUACUUGAAAAACUUUUUCAAGGAAAAGAGAAACUUAAUAAUCAAAUUUUACAAACUUGCAAAACUGUUUUAUCAACAUCAUCACGAUUACAAAAUUGUAAAUUUUAUCAUCCAGGAGAAAAUAAUACUAUUGGCUGUCAUGGAAAAAUUAUUCACUUGCAAUGUCAA
Molecule: messenger RNA, 278 nt
Organism: Racocetra persica
Lineage: Eukaryota; Fungi; Glomeromycota; Glomeromycetes; Diversisporales; Gigasporaceae
Source: the annotation of a GenBank genome assembly